Molecule: messenger RNA, 579 nt
Organism: Eptesicus fuscus (big brown bat)
Lineage: Eukaryota; Metazoa; Chordata; Mammalia; Chiroptera; Vespertilionidae
Product: carcinoembryonic antigen-related cell adhesion molecule 21-like
Exons: 4
Coding region: 1-579 (192 amino acids)
Biological process (GO): heterophilic cell-cell adhesion
Cellular component (GO): cell surface
Source: RefSeq, a predicted model, not a curated record
AUGGAGUCCCUCUCAGCCCCUAUCCGCAGAGGACCUGUCACCUGGCACGGGCUCCUGCUGGCUGGCUUCACGUGGUACAGGUGGGAAGCAGAAUACUCCAAUGGUAAUAUUGCAACUCUUACACUGCAAGAAAGAAGGUAUACAACAGGGCCGGCAUACAGCGGUCGAGCAAAGAUAAACUUUGAUGGAUCCUUGCAGUUAAAGAAGGUCACCCUGACGGACACAGGAAUCUACACCGUAAUAGUCCAACUUCCAGACUCAAAACAAGAAAUAGGAUUUGGACGGCUCGAUGUAUACAAGCCAGUGAGCGUGCCCUCACUCCUAGCCAGCAAGACAACAGUCAUGGAGCAUAAGGAUUCCGUGGUCCUGACCUGCUACACAAAUGCAGUCUCCAUCCAGUGGUUCCUCAAUGGCAUGAAUCUGCAGCUGACAGAGAGGAUGAAGCUGUCCUGGGAAAACAAAAUUCUCACCAUAGACCCUGUCAGGAGGGAGGAUGCUGGGAAUUACCAGUGUGAAGCGUCCAACCCCAUCAGUUCUGCUAAAAGUGUACCACUGACAUUGUCAUUAUUGUUGACUUAA